This is a messenger RNA of Panicum virgatum (switchgrass), 2727 nucleotides long. RefSeq lists its product as uncharacterized. Bases 1 to 2727 code for a protein of 908 amino acids. The record is from RefSeq and is a predicted model, not a curated record. Gene Ontology annotation, molecular function: nucleic acid binding; RNA-DNA hybrid ribonuclease activity. NCBI's taxonomy places the organism in Eukaryota, Viridiplantae, Streptophyta, Magnoliopsida, Poales, Poaceae. The transcript has 2 exons. Gene Ontology annotation, biological process: DNA integration.
AUGUGUGUUGAUUACACGGAUCUCAACAAGCACUGCCCUAAAGACCCUUUUCCUCUCCCGCGAAUCAACCAAGUUGUUGACUCUACAGCUGGGUGCGCGCUCCUCUCUUUUCUUGACUGCUACUCCGGGUACCACCAGAUCGCCCUGAAGAAGUCGGAUCAAGAGAAGACAUCCUUCAUCACGCCAUUUGGGGCAUACUGCUACAACACCAUGACAUUCGACCUCAAGAACACAGGCGCCACCUAUCAGAAGGCCAUCCAAAAAUGCCUCCAGGGGCAGAUCGGGCGCAACGCCAAGGCUUACGUGGAUGACAUCGUCAUCAAGACUAGGUCCAAUGAUCAGUUCAUUGCCGACCUACAAGAAACAUUUGAAAAUCUGAGGAGAUUCAAAUGGAAGCUCAACCCCACCAAAUGCGUCUUCGGUGUCCCGGCAGGUAAACUACUCGGCUUUGUCUUAAGCAGCCGUGGAAUCAAAGCCAACCCAACAAAGAUCAACGCUAUCAGAUUCAUGAAGCCACCCAGGUGCAAGAAGGAUCUGAUGAAGCUUACAGGGUGCAUGGACGCCUUGAGUCGGUUCAUCAGCCGGCUCGGCGAUAGGGGCCUGCCCUUCUUCAAACUUCUCAGGAAGUCGGACAAAUUCGAGUGGAACGAGGAAGACGCCGCAGCCUUUCAGCAGCUAAAAGACUUCCUCGCAUCUCCACUAGUCUUAACCCCUCCAGAAGACGGAGAAAUGUUGCUCCUCUACAUUGCGGCAACUACGCACAUGGUCAGCACUGCCCUGGUCGUCGAACGAGACGAGCUGGGCCAUGUCUACAAAGUACAACGACCCGUUUACUUCAUCAGUGAAGUACUCGGUGAGUCCAAGCUGCGCUAUCCUCAGGUACAGAAACUCCUCUACGCGAUCCUCAUCACGUCCAGGAAGCUGCGCCAAUACUUCCAGGCGCACAAUGUCAAGGUGGUUUCCUCUUUCGCCCUCGGCGACAUACUUCACAACAGGGACGCUAAUGGACGAGUCGUCAAGUGGUCGGUGGAGCUAGGAGCCCUCUCCAUCGAAUUCCUCCCCCGCUCCACCAUCAAGUCGCAAGCCCUGGCGGACUUUAUCGCCGAGUGGACCAAGAUUCAGGAUCCACCACCCGAUGAGCGACCCGAGCACUGGGUCAUGUACUUUGAUGGUGCCCUCAACCUCGACGGCGCCGGGGCAAGCAUCCUCAUCUCCCCGAGAGGUGAGCAACUAAAGUAUGUCCUGCAGCUACUCUUCAAGGCCACCAACAACGCGGCUGAGUACGAGGCCCCCAUCCACGGUCUCAGGAUCGCGGCCUCACUCGGCAUCAAGAGGCUACUUGCGUAUGGCGACUCCAAAGUUGUCAUCCAGCAAGUCAACAAGGAUUGGGACUGCACCCAGGAAAAGAUGGACGCCUACUGCAAGGAGAUCCGCAAGCUUGAGGCCCACUUCUAUGGCCUGGAAUUUCAUCAUGUCCUCCGAGACUACAACGUGGCGGCUGACGUACUCUCCAAGCUGGGCUCCAAGCGGGCACUCGUCCCGGCCGGCAUCUUCGUGCAGGCUCUCAACUCUCCCACUGUCAAGAUUGAGGAGGAACCUCCUACCAAACCUGACCUAGUGCCAGCCCUAGGCCAGGAAGUAUUGGUCGCCGAUCUAGAUUGGCGAGCCCCGAUUCUUGACUUCAUCAUCAACAAUAAGUCCUACCCAAAGGACAAGGAGCACGAGCGACUCGCCCGCCGAGCCGCAAGCUACGUCGUCAUCGGAACCGAGUUGUUCAGGCACUCGGCCUCCUCAGGAACCCUUUCCAAGUGCAUCUACCAGUCAGAUGGAGUCCGACUCCUCAGCGAGAUCCACUCGGGAAUUUGCGGAAACCACGCGGGAGCUUCCACCCUGGUGGGCAAAGCUUUCAUGUCAGGCUUCUAUUGGCCGACGGCCCUAGCCGAUGCCCAAACCAUCAUCACGGCUCAGGCUCUGUGGAUGAUCCCUCCAUCCUGGCCAUUCGCCUGUUGGGGACUCGACUCGGUGGGACCCCUGAAAACAGCGCAAGGCGGCUACACCCAUAUAAUCAUCGCUAUCGACAAGUUCACCAAGUGGAUCGAGGUGAAGCCGGUCUCUUCCACGUCAGCAGCCAAGCCAGCCGAGUUCAUCCAGGAGAUAACACACAAGUUCGGAGUGCCCAAUCGGAUCAUCACAGACCUGGGCACCUCCUUCACUGGAUCGGAGUUCUGGGACUUCUGUCAGGAAAGCUGCAUCGAUGUGUACUACGCCUCCAUGGCUCACCCUAGAUGCAAUGGUCAGGUAGAACGCGCUAAUGGCUUGAUCCUCCAGGGGCUCAAAGCCAGGAUUUUCGACCCGAUCGAAAAAUACGGCUCCAAGUGGAUCCAGGAACUAACUAGAGUAGUAUGGGGGCUGCGUACGCAGAGAAGUCGGGCCACCGGCUACUCCCCCUUCUUCAUGGUCUAUGGUUCUGAGGCUAUCCUCCCAACGGAUAUUGCCUUUGGUGCUCCACACACCCAGAACUACAACGAAGGCGAGGCCGAAAUAACUCGGCAGACAGACCUCGACUCGGCCAAGGAGCACCGUCUGACGGCAGCCCUCCAGCACGCCCGGUACGAGCAGCAGCUAUGUCGUUAUCACGACAAAAAUGUCCAGCAGCGCGACUUCAACGUCGGCGACCUGUUCUCAACCCGGCAAGUAAAGGCAUGCUGCAGGGUUGUCUGCUCCUAA